AUGACGUUCGUUACAAGUUCAGGUAACAUUGUUGAUAGGCAACCAUGGGGUAUACGUUACUUGAAACAAAUACUUCUCAAUCUUUUCAACAUCGUUUGUCUAUUUAUUCAAACACUCUUACCUUUAGACCUUUUUCGCCCGAAGACAUCUAGUCAGAGAAAUUCUUGGGAUGGAAGACCACCUCGACCACCUGGACGACGUUUUGGUGGAUUUGGAGGCUGUGGAGGUGCUCCAAAUGCUCCACCAAUGGCCGGUGGAGGAUGA
This is a messenger RNA of Schistosoma intercalatum, 264 nucleotides long. Lineage: Eukaryota; Metazoa; Platyhelminthes; Trematoda; Strigeidida; Schistosomatidae. The record is from the annotation of a GenBank genome assembly.